AUGUCAGCGGAGUCUGUGCCAGGUAGCAAGUCGUUGCUUAGUGCUGUCGAUCUCUUUGGAAAGACUGAUGCUGGAGGAGUUGAAAAAUUCAAAGCAAUCGCGUUCCGUGCACUUCAUGAGCAAAAACUUGAUGAGGAAUUAAAACAAACAAAGCAAGAGAAUGAAGUUUUGAAAGAUGCAAAUGCUCGAUUAGCGCGUGAUUUGAAAGAACUUCAGAUAUCAUUUGAUGCCAACAUUGACGAUCGAGAGCGUGUGCUUGCGUUUAAAUCCAAACGCAUUGAGGAAUUACAUAGCAAAUUACAUGAAUGUGAAAUCAUUAAUGCGUUAUUUAUGGAAGCAAUCAAUGGAAAAAGCUCGGAAAGUGAUCUUAGCACUAGCAAUGUUCAAAGCAAUAGUACGACUUUCAAUCACUCUAUAGUAGGAUCAGUGGCAUUAGAUACGGAUACACGCACAAAGAUGAUGGCGUUAAUAACUGCAGGAAAACCUGUGUUUCAUGCUUGUGAUACAUGCAAAGAGCAGGAGUAUAAACAACUUUAUGAAGAAUCGCAGCGAAAAUUGGAUCAAUUAGUUCAAACUUCUCUUGAGCAUGAGACUGUUUUCCACGAAAACCGACUUGCCGAGUUUCACAAGCGAGACAGUGACAUUCAGAUUGAACAGCUUCAAGCUCAGAUCGUAGCUAUGACAUUGGAAAAGAAUGAAUCAGGCCAUCACUUUGAGCGAAAAUUACUUCUUGAACAAGAUAAAGUGCGACAGGAGAAAGAGAGUGAGAUCGAAGCUUUGCAUGAAAUGAUGCGUGCACAAAUGCUUGUGCAAUUGGAUGUGACGACACAGCGCACUGUCGAAGAAAAUGAACGAGUACAACUUGAGUUACGCUAUCAGAGUCUUCAUCUUGAAAAAAUGAUGAAACGAAUUGACACAUUAGAAGAUGAAAAUAAACACAUGAAGCAGGAAAGACAUUUGGUGGAAGAAAUCAAUACAGGAUUAAGUAAGAAAGUGAAGGUUUACGAGCAUCUCUUAUCAAAAACGCAGCAGAGUGACAAUCAAUGGUCAAUGCAAGUUGACAGUCAAGAGCAAUUGACUGAAAAGCCACCUAUUGGACCAUUAUCAUCGCGACGAAUUCCUCGAAAGCCACCAAUUCCUGCCUUGUCAUUGAGAAAUUCAAAGCUUAAGUCACCCGACGUCCCAUCCUCAUGUAGCCUAGAAUCACCCAAUGGCUCAUACUUUUUACCCGAAAUCAACAGUUAUCAGACUACGAAGUCUUCUCUAAUCACUGAGUUUCAAAGUCCGUGUCAGCUUAACGAUAUCACCGACAUUCUUGACAAACAUUUACAAACUCGUGAGUUUACCAAAAAACAAGUUGUGGCUGCACUAAGAUAUCACCAUGAUCAGUAUCGUUGCCGAGAUAGUCCGAACGUAGCUCGCAAUAUGAGAAUGGGAACGGCGUUAAAGACGAAGAGAAAGCUGAUGGUAUCAAAAGUGUGCUACCUAUCGACAAAUCAUGGACGUCGAAUGAGAGAACCACCAAUCACACUCGACUCACUUAUCAAGUAUAAGCUACAGUCAAGUUCUUUAAGCGCUGAAAGCACAGAUUCAAAUCAUGUUAAAUUUAACGAAGAGCAACGCCAAAAAUUACACGAUUUGUUACUUCCAGACCAAGGGAGGAACAAACAAAAAGACAAGCCUACACAGUCGUUGAUAGCAGGAGAUUUGUCGGAAGUGUGGAAAAGGUCACGAUCUAGGUGGCAGGAUGACCGUUUAGGGCGAGAUCCACCUGCUACGUCUAGAUUCUGA
Messenger RNA from Plasmopara halstedii, 1791 nucleotides. RefSeq lists its product as uncharacterized. The transcript is spliced from 3 exons. The record is from RefSeq and is a predicted model, not a curated record. Gene Ontology annotation, molecular function: microtubule binding. Lineage: Eukaryota; Oomycota; Peronosporomycetes; Peronosporales; Peronosporaceae. Gene Ontology annotation, cellular component: ciliary basal body; cilium. Bases 1 to 1791 code for a protein of 596 amino acids.